Messenger RNA from Daphnia pulex (common water flea), 2156 nucleotides. RefSeq lists its product as uncharacterized. Bases 208 to 1860 code for a protein of 550 amino acids. NCBI's taxonomy places the organism in Eukaryota, Metazoa, Arthropoda, Branchiopoda, Diplostraca, Daphniidae. Gene Ontology annotation, biological process: response to hormone; intracellular iron ion homeostasis. The transcript has 8 exons. The record is from RefSeq and is a predicted model, not a curated record. Gene Ontology annotation, molecular function: transcription coactivator activity.
ACACUUUUAUGCCAGGUGUCUCAGUCAUCUGCCAUUACCAUAAAAAGGGGAGUACGUGCAUUAGUAGAGUACGUGACUGCAACCAAAAACAAUUUAAUAGAUAUUUCUAGAUUAAUAAAUUGCGGUCAUUCCUUGAUCAAUUCCGUGAUUGAAAGGCAUCUUUUGUCUAUUGAGGAAUCAAGAAAGCAAAGCCCCCAUAUACUUAAAAUGACUCAAUCAAGUUAUCACCAAGGAAAGUCUGAAACAGUUGAACUAGCUAAAGCCCUUGAACACAUUGAAAGUGCACUUUCUGGGGUACUAGGAAGAAUCCAACGACUGAAUGAUGAAUCCCAACAAGCCAAAACUGAAAUAUCUCAAAUGUUUGGAAGGCAGCUAUCUCACCUUCACAAUCGUGAAACUCAACUUCUUAGGCAGGUGGAUGUAAUCUUUCGCUCCAGAGGUGAACUACUUCAGAAACAACUAGCAUACUGUUACCGCGUUCUCGGAGCAUUAGAGACGUCCCGAAAGUGGUCAGAGCAGUUGCAAAAGUAUAGCUGUGAUUUGACGAUCGAUAGUAGGGAAUUUGAGGAGAUGAAAAAAUGGGCUACGUCUAUCCCACUAAACUGGACUUUAAAUGAAGCUCCUUUGAAUGAGGCUAUUGCAAAUUUUGGAAAUGUAGAUAUGGAUGGAGUCCUCCUACUUCCCAAUUCGGAGCAAUCUAGUUGUCUUCCUAGCAGGGUUGAAGAAUAUUUUGAAGAAGAACACCAAGUUCUGAAUAAACCAUUACAUUCAAAUAUAAUUGACAUCAAGUUUCCCAAGCUACCCAAAGAUUAUUCGUAUUGGCUGUCUCGUCCAACACAACAAGAAGAGAAACCAGACUCUGGUUAUGGACCAUAUCGUAAAGGUACGGACAGCUAUAAACCGUGUGACGUGCAGACUUGGUUGGGCUGCCUUCAAUCGGAAACUGCUCCUGAACCAAUGGACGGUGUUUCUGAUUCCUCCCCCGAGUUGGUUAUGCUCUCGGAUACCGCUUCUUUAAACAGCAAAGACUCCGAUAGCAUUGAAAUAGUAUCGAUUGCAAAUAUGUGCCUCAAAUUCAGCAAUGAACACGGUGAAGGGGUUGGUGCCUGCCAGAAAGUGUUGGGUGAUUUUGAGAUUGAAAACUUGGCUGAUAAUUUCAAUGCCUGCUUAAAAGCCGAAAAACAACGCUGGCUGGUAUCAGAAUCGAAAGAAAAUAUUAGAGACAUUCCAAUCUCAAAGGCUUGUCGUGCCAAUUCAGUUUGUGGUUCGUAUGAUGCGUGCGUAUGCGAGAUCAACUGUCACGACCUAUCUCAGAAGAACCGCAAUGAGAAAGAAAAGCAAGAAAAUAAAGGAAAUGAUUAUCGCGUGUGGCUUCACCCUGCUACUCCGCCGACGACGUCUUUGGCAAACAACAGUAUCCCACAAUUGUCACUCUUUUCUAAUGACGACUACACCAUUUGGCUUCAUCCCGACUCCCUUGCUUCCAUGACCAAAUCUACUUCCAAUAAGAUUCCUGAACUCCCAUCUGUUUCGUCCGAGGAAGAUUAUCGUAAGUGGCUGCAUCCUGAAUCAUUGGCAGGAGCGCGCGCGUCAAAAGAUGUCGCCAAUUAUUCGUUUAAAUAUCAAAAUCUCAACCCGGACGCUUCAGAAACCGGAUUCAACUUCAUGGAUUCUCUGGUGACGAAGACGGCCUCGGCCUCUAAUGGCGGCAAUAUUUGGUUGGCAAGUAGUCCUAUUAAUCAAACAUCGACCAUGCUACACUCAGGGCUAUCUGUCAGCGAUGCGCUCAACGAAAUGAGGCAAACUAGCGGAAAGUUGGCACAAAUUCAGAAUAGUUGGGCUCAAUGGUUGAAUCGUUAAAACAAUCUAGCACAUACUCUAAGAAGAGUAGAAAGGGGGGACAUUUUUUUUCUUAUUUUUAUUUCGUUAAAAUUUUUUAUUGUUCCGAAGCGCUUUCCGCCUACAUCAGGAUGUAGUUGUGUGGGCUUAAAUGAGUUAUUCACCCAACCUAAAUUUUUUUUUUUUGCAUUGACGUCGAAUAUCAAGGCGUGAUGCAAUCAUUUGCUUUCGUUUGGUGUUAUUGGCUGGUUUGUUGGGGGGAAAAAAUGUUUUGACAACUUGUUGAAUACAUGCGACCGCGUAUCGCACUGGCUUUA